AUGUCCGAUUUUCGCAAGAGAGCCGCUAAACCUCUUUGGUCAAAAAAUUUUGGCAUGGUAAAAGAUGGACCGAUAAAGAUCGUCGAAAGAGGAAAUCUAACAAAGCCCUCCGAGAAUGUAGCAGACAUUUCGCGAAUGAAAUGUCGUGAUUCGCCGGAAGAUGCGGUCAAGCCACACAAUCAUUGUCGACUGACGACUCAUAUGACCAUCGAACCAGCCAGCCAAUCCUUUUCUAGCCUCAUAACAAAUGACCGCCAGUUUGUCGGAUACAAUACGGUCGUUCAUAUUGUUCCUUUGGAAGAGGAAUGA
Messenger RNA from Acaulospora morrowiae, 309 nucleotides. NCBI's taxonomy places the organism in Eukaryota, Fungi, Glomeromycota, Glomeromycetes, Diversisporales, Acaulosporaceae. The record is from the annotation of a GenBank genome assembly.